AUGUAUGAAGCCGUUUCAAAUGAGGAUAAGGCAAAAUGGUGUGAUGUUGCCAGAGAGUAUACAAAAGGACGAGAUUCUUUCCCUGGAGCAUCGCGCGCUUGGCUUAGUGGCAUGAUGGCUACUAUCGUUUCGAACGCCGGGUUGGCUCAGCAGCAGACAUAUAUAAAAACCGAAAUUCCUGCUCCACCAUUAGUUGAACUUCCUUCGAAAUUAUCUCUUGCUAGUGUUCACACACCUCGGAACGUAGCGGAGUCCAGGAAGCGAGCUCGUGAGAAUGCAGAGCCGGAGUUUGGAAGAAUUCCUAAGAAGGCGAGGCUUAUUAUUGAGGAGAAAAGAAAACGACUUCGUGAGGCGGAACCGGAGCCUGUUCAAGAAGAGCGUAGUGUCAAGAAAGUACGGGUACUCAAGGGAGAUACUUCCUCUGAAGAUCUCGGAUUUGAUAUCGCUAGAUAUUCCGAACAUUUCGGCGUUCGACCAGAACCUGAAGAUUCUGAAUCAUCUAGGGACACUACCCCUGAUAGCUUUGCUGACACCACUACUGAAGAUACAGCUGAAACUACCCUGGAUACUAGUCUGGAGGACGUUCUGGUGUCAGCUCCGGAUAUCAUUCCGAAGAGUAGUCCAGAAUUCAUUCCAAAUGACAUAUCGGAAACGAUUUUAGAGGCCGCAGACUUUAUCCUAGAGAAUGCUCUAGAUACCAGUCUGGAGGCUGUUCCGGAUAUCGUACUCGAGGCUACGAAUACCGCCCUAGAACCUCCUACAGAUGACAUCCUAGAAUCUAUUACAGACGACAUCCUCGAGAUUACUCCAGACGACAUCAGAGAAGCUACUCCAGACGACAUCCUAGAGAGUAAUUCGGACAUCAUCCUGAAGAGUACUUCGGAAAUCAUCCUAAAGAGUACUUCAGAUAUGAUCCUAGAGAUUACUCCAGAAAUAAUUAUAAGAAAAACCCCAGAUGUCAUCGUAAGAGACACACCAGACCUUAUCCUAGAGACUAUUUCAGACACCGUCCUAGAGAGUUCUCCGGAAAUCAUUGUGGAAAUAGCCCCAGAUGUCAUUGUCGGGGACAAUCCAGAUGCUGUUUCGAAGACUCCCUCGGACAAUUCCCCGGAUACUUCUUUGGACGUCGAAUCCGACGCCGAGUCAGAUAUUAGCGAUCGCGAUAUGUUCGGCACUCCACAGGCCACCCCAGAUAUAUCUCCAGACACCUCUUUGGAGAUCAAUUCUGACAACGAGUUUCUUACCAUUAUGAAUCUGCUCAAUCGUCCGAAGACUGCUCCGGAUGAUUCUGUAGGAGAUUCCCCAGAAGAUUAUUUGGAUAUUAACUCCAACAACGAAGCAAACAUCACCCCAACCAUCUCGGAUGUUGUGAUCGAUCUUUUCACCCUUCCGAAAGACAUCUUGGAGAAUUCUAGCAAUGAUUCUUCAGACGUUGUUUCCGAUGGUGACGUGAUUUCUAUUGACGACCUGUUCGCUACGCCGGAUGUCGAGGAGGAAGAAGAAUUAGCAUCAGUCACACCGAUCAGUUAUUCCAGCGAUCCCGACGAUUCUGAUUCUGAUUCCAGAGUAUUCUCAUCAUUUGAGAAAAGCUUUGAAACCGAAACAAGUUUCGGAAGCGACACUUCGUUCCAAAAUUCCAACUUUCUCGAUGGCAAAAACACCCCUUCUAAAUUCGAAGACGAUCACGAACCUGAAGAAACACCAGAUUUCUUCGAAAUCAGUGAUGAUCCAAACGAAAUUCCUCAUUUUAUGAGACCUGGGUAUGGCGCUAUCGGUGGCCCACUACCUACACCUCUGCCUCCGGAACUUUGGAGUACUGGUACUCAACCCGCUCUUGCCUCUGGCUCCUCGAAUGCAAUAGAAGACAUUCGUAAUUGUUUUUCCAGCAUCGAAGACCUGAUGUUAAGAUAUCAACAACCCAGUGCGCUCCCUUACGAUGGACAUACCUUCGAGGAAGAUUCAGAAAUAUACGAUUCUUCCGAAACCUACGAGUCUUCCGAGGCGGACAACUACAAAGAAAAACAAGAUUAG
Molecule: messenger RNA, 2031 nt
Organism: Orbilia oligospora ATCC 24927
Lineage: Eukaryota; Fungi; Ascomycota; Orbiliomycetes; Orbiliales; Orbiliaceae
Exons: 2
Coding region: 1-2031 (676 amino acids)
Source: RefSeq, a predicted model, not a curated record